This is a messenger RNA of Drosophila miranda, 3310 nucleotides long. RefSeq lists its product as uncharacterized. The transcript has 5 exons. The record is from RefSeq and is a predicted model, not a curated record. Bases 329 to 3169 code for a protein of 946 amino acids. Lineage: Eukaryota; Metazoa; Arthropoda; Insecta; Diptera; Drosophilidae. Gene Ontology annotation, molecular function: protein binding.
GGCAGCGCUGCGCAGCUGUCAAUUGUUUUGGCGGGCAUUAGGUGUGCUGUACAGUGUGGCAACAACAAAACCUUUUGGUAAAACAUCAAGCAAUAGUUCACCGCUGGGUAUGUGUGUUGUGAAUAAAAGUGAAUCGUGUGGGAAAACUAGGGUCCACACCUAAGGCCGCGUCCGCGACGCGCUGCCAAGGCGAAUGGCAAGCCAAGCAAAAGCAAAAGCAAAGCAGAGAGCCGAAGGAAAAGAGGACGCAUCCGAACCAAACAAGCGUUUAUUUUACACUUUGGCGAAUAUAUUGUGUGCUGCAAGCAUGUGCCGUUGAGCAGCAGACAUGGAAUCAAUUGUUUUGCAUUCGGAUGUGGCUCGUCUGGUAUUGGGUUACCUGGUGAAUCAGGAUCUGAAAAAAGCCGCUCACACACUGUGCCGCACAUCGCCGCACUUGCGGCAGGAAUGCGUUGCCCUCAAGCGGGGCCUGCAGACGCACAACUCCUGCUCUUGCGGCAGUACAGUUAACAUAUGUAUGCUUCUACUUUUAGUGGCCCGGGCUCUGCAGAAGCUGCCGCUGGAGCUGCGCCAUCAGUUGCAACAGCUCAAGCUAUCCGAGCGCGUCUUCGAGCUGAUGAACAUGGAUCGCAACUCGAACACCAGCAAGCCAGCAGCAGCAGCGGGGGCGACCACCAGCACACCCAGCCAGGCCACCAGCCACGUGCAUCGCAAAAGGAGACGCAUACGCACCCAAUCGCCUGUAGGAUUCUCGCCAUCGCCCACGUUAAGCAAGCGUCCGCGCCUCCUGCCACCUUACAUUUGCUGCAGCCUGAACCGCGAUAAGUCGCACAUAAGCGGCUUUCUGGCCAGCCAUGUGGACGACGAUGACGAAGUCGAAGCCGAAGAUCAGGAUGAGGAUGAGGAGGAGUCAGAGGCGGAGAGCACCUUGGCCAGCGAGGAUAUAGGAGAAGAGGAGAUGCCGCUAGAGCCGCGCAACAAUUCCACGCCACGUCAAAACAACGACGAGGCCGAGCCGGAGCUAAUGCUUACCCCACAAACAAUGCCAGAGCUAACGACGGCCAUUAUUAAUAAUCCCGAUUUUCGUGAGACUUUGGUCAAGAACAUCAAUGUGGCCCUGCAGACGGUGACCAUUAACAAUCCCACAGUUAGCUGUGAUGCUAUCCUGGACGGCCUGGUGCGUAACAUACUGGAGGCCACCGAGAAGGAUCCCUCAUUCGAUCGUAUCAUCCAAGAGGUAGUGGGUGCCGACGAACCAGACACAAUGGAAGGCCAACCCAUAGAAGAAGAAGCAGUAGCAGUAGCAGCAGCAACAAAAACAGCAGCCGCUUCUCCUUCAGUACAAUUAGUGGCGCAGGCACAGGCACAGGCAGAGGCAGAGGAAGUGAUUGAGCCUGCCAAUUACCCGGAACCACCACAAACACCGCUGAUCACACGCACUGCGGUGGCGGCUAAUUCAUGUGAUGAUCCCAACUUUUCCAUCUCCAAGCUGAUUGUCUUCAAUUCGAAUGAGAGUGUCCAGAAGCUGGUCAGAGCAGCAGAUCCCACCGGCAGCGCCGCCUCCACCAAUGUGAGCUUCACCAGUGAGAACCUUAGCCUGAACUUCGAUCCUGGGGCAAUGCUGACAGAGGCAGAGGCUGCCGCCGCGGCUGGACAACUGACCUUUCCCAUGUUCUACUCGAAUGGAGGCAUGCUCUCCCAUCUGCCGUUUCUGGUGAACAACGAGUGGGUGGCCCAGCAGCUGGGCCCGGAUGCCUUCGCCAAUGCAGAGGACUCUCACAUAGAGAUCUCGCUGCCAGAGCCCAUUACCUUUACAGCCGACCAGCUGCCGCCCAAUUCGAUAAUCAUCAACAGUGCCCAGAAGCAGCCACCGUUGAUGCCACCCUCCCAGCUCAUCGAUGAAACGGCGGCGGCAGAUGCGGCCGGUGUCGUGCUGCAGGCUGCUGCAGUGGAGGAAGAGAAGCAGGCAACAACAGCAGUAGCAGAAGAAAAGCCCAAGCAGCAGGAGGAGCAGCAGCAUCAGCAGCAGGAGCCUCUGGCAGGGCAAGCUGCAAUUCCACCCGCUUCGAUGGACUCCUCGCGGAUGGUCAUCGAACGGGCGACACCCUCCACAUCGGGCAUCAUCAAUGUGAAGGCCUAUCGCAGUCUCUCAACGCCCCGCAAGCGCACCUCCCACGUACGUACACUGACAUUCUCGCCGAAAGUGCCGUCCGGAAUGCUACCGAAUCCCAACACCACACCGCUGUCCACACGCAGGCUUGGAGUAGCCGCAGCCGCAGCCGCAGCCACUGCCGCUGGCAGCGCCAACGAGAAGCCCGUCAUCAAUAAUGUGGAGAUCAUACCAGCAGGAUCCGCGCUGGCGCCCGUUUCCGUUUCGGAUUUGAGUGCCAAUGACACCGGACACGGUGUCCCGCCGCUGUUUGCGAUGGAAGAGUGCAGCAAUCAGACGGUGAUUAAGGCCUCAUCGGCCAAGAAAUCAAAGAAAAAAGCAGCGGAAGCAGCAGCAGCCGCGGCAGCUCCUGCCAUGGCCACUGUGACGCCCAAGCGCAAGCAGAAGCGUCAGGCGGCGGUGAAUGCCUGCAAGAGGAUCAUUUCUCAGGCACCCGCACUGGAGGCGGAACCAACGGCAGUGGCCCCAAACGAAAUCGAGGCGGAGGCGUCGGCCAGCUCCUUGGAUCCCAAUGAUAGUGCCGAGGCCAGCAAAGAGAACCAACAGAAUCAGCCUCCAGAUAUGACCUCCUCAUCCACCAGCCAAAGGGAUCCCGAUGCGGGGCAGGACAUGCUGGCUGCCUGGAAUCGCCAUUUGAUUGGGUCCAGCAGCGAUCUGGAGAAUCGUCUGCGCGAGAUCAAUGCCAGGCAACAGGAUGAAGCACCAACCCCCACUGUAAAGCAAACACGCCACCGUCGAAAGGUGACGUCUACCGCCAAGAAGAAAAAGGAGCCCAAGCCCGAGGCCAAGCCAGAACCCAAGGCCAAUCCCAAGCCAGAGGUCAAGGCCAAGCCGGAGCCCAAGGGCGGCUUUGGGGCCGAUCGCUUCUAUUUGGGCCACUGGCAGGAGGGAAUUGGCAAGCUGUUCAGCUUCGGUGGUCUCGGCGUUUGGACCAUCAUCGAUGUCCUGCUCAUUUCGAUGCACUAUUUGGGACCGGCCGAUGGUUCGCUCUACAUUUAGGGUGGGGUGUGCUUGGGGAUCUGAUCUAUAGGUUUAAGAAGGACUGUUUGUUAGCCAAAAGCCUAGAACAUAAGCAAAAAUCUAACCAUUACCAUGUACAUAUGUAUUUGUUUUGUUCAAGAACACAUUAUUACAUAACGA